Molecule: messenger RNA, 2643 nt
Organism: Mitosporidium daphniae
Lineage: Eukaryota; Fungi; Microsporidia
Exons: 3
Coding region: 1-2643 (880 amino acids)
Biological process (GO): intracellular calcium ion homeostasis
Cellular component (GO): endoplasmic reticulum membrane
Molecular function (GO): ATP hydrolysis activity; P-type ion transporter activity; ATP binding
Source: RefSeq, a predicted model, not a curated record
AUGAAGAUAGCCUCAAAGUCCUACGUCAAAUGGAAGUUACUACGAGCUCGGCCUGUGCAGCAGCAUCUGAUAUUUGUGUUUUGGAUACCAUUGUAUGUUUUCUGGAUUUCAUAUGAAGUGAUGGCCCAGUCUUCUUUUGGAGACAUUUCCAUUAUCCUUCUGUCUGCGAUUGGAGCAUUUCAUGCACUGGCCUAUCUGAUCGCAUAUCACUGGUCGCUUUUCGUCAAUUCUUUCAAUGCAUUUAAAAGAUCGCAAUGUAUUGAAGAUGCCACACAUAUUUACUUGGAGUCCUUUUUGUCACCCGUUGCAAUUGUUCCGAUUUUACAACAUUCCGAUUCGGCUGGAAGAAAGUACUUUUCUUUCACCCAUUUAGAGGCGCGUUUCUUGUGCUUUGAUGGACAAACCUUCAUCAAAGCAAAAUGGCUUUCUUCUCUUCACCAUGACGAUCGCGAUUGCCAACAUCCAAAGUCUCUUACUUGCGGAAAUGAGUCGGAAAAUGUGAUCCGUUUCCUUAAACAGGUUUUCGGAAAAAAUUCGUUGACCAUUCCAAUUCCGUCUUUUAUGUCGCUGAUGAAAGAGCACGUAAUUGCGCCCUUUUUUGUUUUUCAGUUGGUAUGUGUGGGACUGUGGAUUUUGGAUACUUACUGGUAUCACUCCUUGAUGAUACUUGCGAUGCUCUUUAUUUUCGAGGCAACAGUGGUGUUCCAGCGUUUGAAAAAUAUGAAUGAAAUUAGAGGCAUGGCACCUCCACCGCAAUCCUGUCUUGUUCUGCGGUGUAAUCAAUGGGUGUCUGGCGUUUCCUCAGAAGAUUUAUUACCAGGCGACAUCAUCGGAUUACCUAGCGAGUUUGGUGAUGUUUUAUCGGUCCCUGCCGAUAUGCUUAUCUUGUAUGGCUCUUGUAUUGUCAACGAGGCACUGUUGUCUGGUGAAAGUACCCCUUGUAUGAAGGAGAGUAUGGAAAUUUCGGCUGCCGUGAUGGACGAGAUAAAACGGAAAAAAUCGAUUUCUUUCAAGUCGGCAUUUAAAACAAGUGCCAUUUUUGGCGGUACCAAAAUCCUUCAAAUUACCUCGAACUCCGCAACCGAGAAUGAUCUUAACCUUGCAUAUGGUGAGGUGCCGCAGGGGAUUGCCCUGAUUGCCCUUGUGGUCCGAACGGGAUUUCUAACAACUCAAGGAAAGCUUGUUCGAACCAUGUGCCUCGGCCGGGAGCGGAUUAGUGCCAAUAAUGCCGAAGCCGGAUAUUUCAUUUUGUUUCUGCUUUUUUUUGCCAUUGUUGCUGCCAUUUACGUUUGGAAUGCGGCAUUGACGGAGGAUCCAGAUCGAUCUCGCUGGCGUUUAUUGGUGCAAUGUCUGCUGAUCAUCACAUCGGUGGUACCCCCUGAGCUCCCCAUGGAGCUUUCCAUGGCCAUCAAUGCUUCGCUUCUUGCUCUCUCAAAAUUGUCCAUCUUUUGCACAGAACCAUUCAGACUGCCCAUUGCGGGGUCAAUUGAUGUGUGUUGCUUUGAUAAAACCGGUACGCUUACUCAAAGCCAUCUCGAAUUCAUCGGGAUUACAGGCAUCGAUUCUGGCAAAAAAAAGUCAACCCCAUGUGCUCUGAUAAAGGAUCCGGGUGAAAUCCCAGGAACUGCUCAAUUGGUGAUUGCAUCGUGUCAUUCUUUAGUGUUGUUGAACAACACCGCUGCUGGAGACCCAUUGGAGGUUGCUGCGUUGGAUUCGAUUCCAUGGUCCUUGUCUUCAACUAAAGGUAGCAGUAAAAUUGUGGAAAAAGUUGCCAAUCUUCCGGCCCUGUUGGCAAUCAUGAAACGGUUUGCAUUUUCGCCUUCUUUGAAACGAAUGUCUGUGAUGGUUGAGAUCGAGCAAACUUCGAAAACCAUUUCAUCGGCCCUACCGGAAGUGCAAAAUAGAACACGCUUUGUCACGUGUAAAGGCGCUCCAGAGUCUAUUUAUCCCCUUUUGGUUGACCCGCCCACAUGGUUCUUUGAUGUUGCCGAGCAAUAUGCGUCCGAAGGCUGUCGGAUCAUCGCCUUGGCAUUUAAAUGCCUUGGAAUCAAGGGAAAGGACCUUGAUCGUGUGUCUGCUGAAUCGGGACUCACUUUUGCUGGCUUUUUGAUAUUUGGCGCCUCAAUGAAAAAGGAAGCAUGCGAAGUGAUUGCAAAGCUAUCUGCUUCGCAUCACAAAAAUGUCAUGAUCACCGGGGAUCAUGCGCUGACGGCUAUCCAUGUUGCGAAAAAGCUUCAGUUUGGACAGGAGGAUGCCGAUGAUAGCUCCUCUUGCACGUCUGAAAAACCCACGUAUUUGCUGCUCGAUUGUGAUGUUGAAGAGAGCGGGGACGAAAAACAGCGCUCCAUUGCCGUUUCUAACUUGCAUUCGAAAUCGAACUCUGUCUUUUCUGAUGACGAGCAGCUAAUUUCGUUUUUAUCUUCGCCAGGUUUGUCAAAGUUUCGCAUUGCAAUAACGGGGCCAGCCUUUGAGGUUUUGUCUUUGCGGUGUCCCCAGUGGCUGCAAUCAUGGCUUGUCAAGAGAAUUACCGUUUGUGCCCGGUUUUCGCCUUCCAACAAGGUAACCAGUUGUGAGGAGGGUUUACAUCAUCAUCAUAGGAAGACAUUUUGCGGCUGUUCAAGGCUCUCGGCUGGUCUACUUUGA